UGUUCUCGUGUCCGUUGCGUGCGCGCGUCGGGGGCCUUGACUGCGCACGCACAAGUGACAUGCCGGCGGUCGGACAUGAAUUCUGGGCCGAGAAUUCGCAAAGGUGCAUGAGAGAUAAACCACCUUUAACGACGAGGCAGUGAGAAUAGAGGGCGCAAUGGACCCCGCACGUUUUCUCCAAGCACAGCCUUGGCUCUCUUUACUUUCAAGAAUCUCAGCCGACAGCUUAGGAGGAGAAACUCAGGGGGAGCAGGCUGGCACAGCGGACAAGCAGUAUGCGGGAAGACAAAGGCGAUGCCGCUAUGAAUGUGAGGCCCUUUUCACAGGGUGGGCCAGUCUAGCCCUUGUCGACGUGAAAGGUGCAAGUUCCUGCUUCUGCUUGACCUCGUGGUAUUUAGAAUCCGCGUCUGACGCACGUCCGGUACUUUUGAAGAUGAUGACACUGGGGCGCCCAUCCUGCUGCAUUUUGCACCAACAGAGGACGGAACUGGCAAGGGAGCCCUCGAAUCUAGUUAUGUAUGGCACGCUGCGUGUUUGUUGAUCCCUCAACUGCUGGAUGCCCAGGCUCACUCAUCAAAGGCUAGUAGCCUUUCCGUCUGCUCACAGGAUAUCUUAACUCCA
This is a messenger RNA of Fimicolochytrium jonesii, 621 nucleotides long. RefSeq lists its product as uncharacterized. The record is from RefSeq and is a predicted model, not a curated record. Lineage: Eukaryota; Fungi; Chytridiomycota; Chytridiomycetes; Spizellomycetales; Powellomycetaceae. The transcript has a single exon. Bases 158 to 541 code for a protein of 127 amino acids.